Molecule: messenger RNA, 9169 nt
Organism: Hypomesus transpacificus
Lineage: Eukaryota; Metazoa; Chordata; Actinopteri; Osmeriformes; Osmeridae
Gene: dcc
Product: DCC netrin 1 receptor
Exons: 29
Coding region: 387-4694 (1435 amino acids)
Biological process (GO): cell-cell adhesion
Cellular component (GO): membrane
Molecular function (GO): protein binding
Source: RefSeq, a predicted model, not a curated record
UCCGUUCCGUUGGAGUUGCUACCGGUCUUUGGCUCAAACCGCUUUAGAUCAAUGAAUUCGCGUACCAUACCCCACUCCAUGCUCACAGUGAGGCGCUGGACAGCUCCCGGUACCAGUGAGGCUGCAUGCCCCCUCUCAAGUCAUUCUGGGGAUUUUAACCAAAUUUCUUGGAACACCAAAAAGAGAUGGAGGAUUGACGAUUAGAGUUGUGGCUUCAUUUCACUUGGAAAGUAUCACAGUCUGCAUUUUGUUCCCAUUGCAUUCAGUUUUUGGAAAUCGGUUCCAUUUGUUCGGUGCUCAUGAAUUGAUCAGUGCGUGGUGUGUUGGACAAGUAAUUUUUUUCUAAUUGUGGACUGUCGCUUAAAAUAAAAGUGUGAAGCGCAAUCAUGGAUGGUCCAAUUGGAUGUAUUUGGCUGAAAAGACUAUCUGUACUUGCUUGGUUGUGCUUUAUUGCGGGAGCUGCAACAUCAUAUGGCGCCGAGUCAUCGCAAGCUUUCGUGGAGCUCAGCUUCGUCCAGGAGCCCCAGGACACGGUGACGGUCCGAGGCGGAGUCCUGCAGCUGGACUGCCAGGCCCAGUCGAACCAGGGCACCGCGCUCAUCAGCUGGAAGAAGGACGGCGUCCUGCUCAGCACGCUGGUGGACGAGAGGAGGCAAGAGAUGGCCAACGGGUCCCUGCUGGUCCAGAAUGUUCUCCAUUCGCGUCACCAUCGGCCGGACGAGGGCACCUACCAGUGUCUCGCCACGCUGGAGGGCCUAGGGGCCAUCGUCAGCAGGACGGCUAAGGUCACCGUGUCUGGUCCGUUGAAACUGGUGGUCCCGACGGAGUCGGUGUCGUCCUACCUGGGCGACACGGCCCUGCUCCGCUGCGAAGUGACGGGGGAGCCCAUGCCAGUGGUGCGCUGGCAGAAGAACAGGGAGGACCUCCCUUUGACCUUAACCCCCGAGACCCGUGUGGUGGUGCUGCCCUCCGGGUCACUGCAGGUCAGCAAGGUGCAGCCUCCCGACUCGGCCACCUACCGCUGUCUGGCAGACAACCCUGGCAGUGCCCGCACUGGCACAGAUGCAGAGCUACGUGUGUUGCCAGAGCCUGGCGUGAGCCGGACCCUGGCGUUCCUCCAGAGGCCCCUGAGAGCCACCGUCCUCCAGGGGAAGGAUGCCGUCCUGGAGUGCUCCGCCUCGGGCUUCCCCACCCCUGCCUUCCACUGGAUGAGAGGCAGUGAGAUCAUCCAGAGCAGGUCGAAGAAGUACGCUCUGCUGGGGGGGAGUAACUUGCUGAUCAGCAGUGUGACGGAUGACGACUCUGGCUCGUACAGCUGCGUGGCGCUCAACAAGAACGAGAACAUCACGGCGUCCUGCGAACUGUCUGUUCUGGUGCCACCCCAGUUCCUGAACUACCCCACCAACACGUACGCCUACGAGAGCACCGACAUCGAGCUGGAGUGCACGGUGACGGGGAACCCUGCGCCGGCCGUGCGCUGGAUGAAGAACGGGGAGGAGGUCAUCCCCAGCGACUACUUCCAGAUCGCUGAGGGCAGUAACCUGCAUAUCCUUGGUCUGGUGAAGUCAGAUGAGGGCUUCUACCAGUGUGUGGCCCAAAACGAGGCAGGCAACGCCCAGGCCAUGGCCCAGCUCAUCUUACGGGAGCCAGUUGUCCCCAGCUCAGGCGCCCUCCCCUCCGCUCCCCGUGACGUGGUCCCUGUCCUAGUGUCCAGCCGUUUUGUCCGCCUCAGCUGGAGCUACCCAGAGGAGAGUCGCGGAACCAUCCAGACCUACGGAGUCUACUAUUCCCAAGAGGGCGUGGACAGGGAGAGGUCUGUCAACGUGUCUGAACCGGAGAGCCACCACAUCACCGUCAGCAACCUGAGGCCCGAGGAGACCUACUCCUUCAGAGUGGUGGCCUACAACGAGAACGGCCCCGGAGACAGCUCAGCGCCCCUCAAACUCACCACAGAGGCUGACUUGCAGGUCCCGGGGCCUGUAGAGAACUUCCAAGGGGAGGUCAUCUCGCCCAGCACCAUACAAACCUCCUGGGACCCUCCUACCCAUGCCAAUGGCCCCAUCCUGGGCUACAGACUGCUGUGGACGGAGACCCCCUCUGGGAAGGAACAGAGCUUGGAGGUCAACGGACAGAGCUACAAAAUGGAGGGACUCAACAAGUUCACCGAGUACACGGUCCGCGUCGUGGCUGUGAAUCGCUACGGCCCCGGGGUCGCCACGGGGAACCUCAGAAUCACCACGUUGUCUGAUGUGCCCAGCGCCCCUCCUCAGAACAUCUCCGUGGAAGUGGUCCUCUCGAGAAGUAUUAAGGUAAGCUGGCAGCCUCCACCCCCCAACACCCAGAACGGCUUCAUCACUGGAUACAAGAUCCGUCUGCGGAAGACUGGUCGCCGUGGAGACCAGGAAGCCAUCGAACCCAACAAUUUCUGGUACCUGUUCACAGGCCUGGAGAAAGGCAGCCAGUACAGCUUCCAAGUGGCAGCCAUGACGACCAACGGCACGGGCACGGCCAGCGAGUGGUUCACCGCCGAGACGCCGGAGAAUGACCUUGAUGAGAGUCAAGUUCCCAACCAGCCCAGUUCCCUCCACGUGCGACCCCUCCCCAGCAGCAUCAUCAUGAGCUGGACCCCGCCCCUCAACCCCAACAUCCUGGUACGGGGCUACAUCAUUGGCUACGGCGUGGGAAGCCCCUACGCAGAGACUGUCAGGGUGGACAGCAAGCAGCGCUACUACUCCAUUGAAAACCUGGAACCCAGCUCCCACUAUGUCAUCUCCCUGAAGGCCUUCAACAACGCCGGGGAAGGGGUGCCACUCUAUGAGAGCGCUGUCACAAGGUCCAUCACAGAUACCUCCACCCCCAUGAUCCCUCCAGUAGGUGUCCAAGCCGUGGCUCUCACGCCCGACUCGGUGAGGGUCAGCUGGGCCGACAACUCCAUGUCCAAGAACCAGAAAUCGACGGAGGUGCGCUACUACUCUGUCAAGUGGAAAACCAGCUACUCCACCAGCGGGAAGUUCAAGUCGGCAGACACCACCGCUCUGAGCCACACCGUCACAGGCCUCAAGCCCAACACAAUGUACGAGUUUGCCGUCAUGGUGACCAAAGGGCGCAAGUCCAGCACGUGGAGCAUGACGGCGCACGCAACGACGUACGAAGCAGCACCCAGCUCCGCCCCCAAGGACCUGACGGUGAUCAGUCGCGAGGGGCGACCACGGACCAUUCUCAUCAGCUGGCAGCCCCCCAUGGAGGCCAACGGACGCAUCACAGGCUACAUCCUGUAUUUCACUCUGGACAAGAACAUGCCCAUAGAUGACUGGGUGAUGGAGUCCAUAACUGGAGACCGGCUCACGAACCAAGUAAUGGACCUCAACCUGGACACUGUCUAUUACUUCCGCCUUCAGGCCAAGAACGCUAAGGGCGUGGGCCCCCUUUCGGACCCCAUCCAGUUCAAGACCUCGAAAGUGGAACAUCCGGACAAGAUGGCCAACGACCAGGGUCGCCAUGGAGAUGGAGGCUACUGGCCCUCUGACAAUAACCCGAUUGAUAGGAGCAGUCUGAAUGACCCGCCGAUCGGGCAGAUGAGGCCGCCCCACGGGAGUGUCACUCCCCAGAAGAACAGCAACCUGCUGGUGAUCAUCAUCGUGUCCGUGGGAGCCGUUACCGUGGUCGUGGUCGUCAUCGUGGCGCUGAUCUGCACGCGGCGCUCCUCGGCCCAGCAGAGGAAGAAGCGAGCGUCGCACAGCGCGGGGAAGCGUAAGGGAAGCCAGAAGGACCUGCGUCCGCCCGACCUGUGGAUCCACCACGAGGAGAUGGAGCUCAAGAACAUCGAGAAGCCCUCCAGCGCCGCCCCGUCUGUUCGCGAUUCGCCCAUGCAGAGCUGCCAGGAGAUCACUCAAGUCAGUCACAGCCAAUCAGAGAGCCAGAUGGGCAGCAAAAGCAGCCAUUCGGCCGAUGGAGACGAAGCCUCGAGCGGCAUAUCGACCCUGGAGCGAUCCCUGGCUGCCCGGAGGGCCACUCGCACCAAGAUGAUGAUCCCCAUGGAGUCCCAGCCCGGCAACACGCCCGUGGUCAGUGCCAUUCCUGUUCCGACGUUGGAGAGCAGCCAGUACCCGGGCAUCCUCCCCUCGCCCACCUGUGGGUACACGCACAACAAGUUCACCCUGCGGCCCAUGCCCUUCCCCAGCCUGACCGUGGAGCGCAGCUACGCAGCAGCGCUGGGCAGCGAAGGAGCGGCGACCGCGGCCCUGCAGCAACAGCCGACCCUGAUCACCAGCACCAGCAGCAGCGGCGUCGGGGCUCAGCCGGGGGAACUGGCUGGCUCGGAGGAGGCCCCCAGUGGGCGCACCAUCCCCACCGCCUGUGUGCGGCCCACGCACCCGCUCCGCAGCUUCGCCAACCCCCUCCUGCCCCCGCCCAUGGGGACCAUCGACCCCAAGGUGUACACCUCCAUGAUGCCCCAGUCAAGUGCCAGUCUCCCCAAGCCCCAGGUGAAGACAGCCUCUCUCGGCCAGGCCGGCAAGGCCCGCUCACCUUUACUCCCGGUGUCCGUGCCGACCGCCCCAGAGUUGGCAGAGGAGGGCCAAAAGCAGCCGGAGGACGCCGCUAAUGUCUACGAGCAGGACGACUUGAGUGAACAAAUGGCUAGCCUGGAAGGACUGAUGAAACAGCUCAAUGCCAUCACCGGCUCUGCCUUUUAACAGCAGGCAGGCCUCAACAGACCCACCCAUCACUACAGCACAGCAGGCCUCAACAGACCCACCCAUCACUACAGCACAGCAGGCCUCAACAGACCCACCCAUCACUACAGCACAGCAGGACUCCCUCAGGGGACUGGCAUGGAGACAGGGAGCGGGAGGGGGGUAGGUCAAGGUGCCAGGACCUUCAUGGAGCCUUCCCACCCUCCACCCACACCCCCCGAACACACACCACAAAACCUCUCGCCUGAAAGGAGACACGAGACGACGACAAAAAUAUUUUCAUAUUCCCCCACGCAUUGACUUCCCUUUAAGCCGUCCCUUUUUUCGAUGUCCGUCGACAUGGCCACGGUUCGCUUUUUUGGGGGUUUACUUUCUGUUGUUUUUGAUGACUGGGGUUUUGAGGACGCGUGUGUGUGACAACUGGACCUACUGUGUGGACCGUUGCCUCAGCCACCAAAGGUUCCCUGGACCCGAGUUGCCUGGCGACGGGAUGUAGCCAAACCUGUUUGUUUACACCCACUUCCCUUAUCGAUGAGUCGACGGCUACAGCCGCCACGUUUUCUGCUCCCCCCCCCCGCAAGCCAGGAUCCACUGUCGCGCCCAACUGUGACUGUUCCUCCUCGUUCUAGCCCAUUGUCUCUUGUUGCUGCUCAGCCAAACCGCCUCCCUGACUGUGUGCUAGCCUUUCUCCCACCAGAGGACACGACGUGUUGGUGUUGCCAAACGGACCUUGCGAAAACUGAAAAAUACAAAAAAUACACACACACGUAACCGACCUUUUUGUUCCCGUUAAAGUGUGUGGCCUCAGUCCUACUGUGAAUCACCGAGCAUCUGGCGAUGUAGGGGUGGGAAGGCUUCGAAAGGAAGAUAUCACUCCGCUCCUCUGGACAAUCUGUAGUUUCACCCCCCCCCCCCCCCCAUCGAGACCGCGGGCGUUUAAUACAGCGCGGUCACUACCACUGCAUCGAACCUGUGCAUUGAAGCCCGAGUUAUUUUUCUUAUAGUUUGAUGACGAAAGUGAUGGUGAGAAUGAGGAUUAAGAUGAGGACUCCACUCGCAGUCAUUUCACGAAAAACAUGUACCUCACUUUGCAUUCACAGAGUGCAGGGGUCGAUUUUUAUAUAAAAAAAUCAAUGCAUAUUCCAUAUAGUAUAUUUUUACAUCAGUCUUGUCAAAACUGUUUUGUUUUUUGUUUUUUUCAUACGUGCUGCCAUGUCCGCUAUGCAUCACUAAAGACCCAGCACACAACCUCAAGCCUUUCCAACAAAGCAAGACAUGCAUACACGAAAACAUGUACAAAUAAUUGAUCUUACAUACGAUGCAUCGAUAUUCUGCUAUUUGACUCUUGAACCCUGAUAUUUGCUAUUAGCUGGUCUCUGUUUUCCUUUGAACAUGGGCUGUCAGGAGAGGGCUCUGCAUUGUUAUUCAGAGGAGAUGGGGUAACCAUAACAGGGGAUAAUGUAGUGAAUUUAUUCAAUUGUUCCCAAUAUUGGAAUUCAGAGGCACGCUCCAAGAUAACACCAGGAAAAUGACUAAGAAAGCUGAAUAUGUUGGGGUUUUAUUUUGUUAAUGCCUACACAUGCCCUCAGAGUCAAAGAUCAGUCACCCCCCCAAUGUUAAUACAUAGAUCAUUCCGGUUCCUCAUAAGACUGUGCUUUCGUGACGCCUUUUUUUCCUUUGGCUUCUUUGUUUUUUUUUCUUCUCAUCGUCGUUUCGGUUUCUGUCCGUUUGUCCACAUGGCUCUUUUGUUGGAAAGAAAUAAGAGACGUUUUAUGUGCCUAUAUUUUUUCAGUUGUGUACCUUUUUUUGCUUUGGUCACUUUAUUUGAGGUUUGUGUUGAAAUGUAAAACAUGCUUUCGUUUCUUUUGCCUCACCCUAGAUGCAGGGUACAGAUGAGCUCUCAUGUUCUGUGAAGAGGGGCAGACGUUGCUCUAUAUUUUCUGGUAUGCUGUAUGUGUAUUUUUACCUGGGGAAAGAAUCUCUACAGCAAGAUGUGAUGAAUUGCUGUUUUUUUAUUGUACAGUACCGUCGAGCAAUUGAAGUAUAAAUUGCUUGUUAACACUUUGAGGGGGGAGGGGGGGGGGGGGGGGUACUUUUUAGGGGAAAAAAAUAAUAUAUUAUUUACUGUCCUCCUCUGAUUAUUAUUUAUGAUGACAAUGUGAUCAUUUCGAAAAUCUAGUUAAGUUUAGGGAAAAAAACAUACUUGUGGGCCCUGUCAAGUCUGUAAGUUCUGUUUCUACAUAUAAUGCACUCUCCUUUGGGGCUCUCUUCAACAGUGUCCCAUCUCUGCAAACACGGUCACACACACAAGAUUUUUGGCAACAUUUUCCGUUAAGGUUUUACAUUAACGACCAAGUAACUACAUAGCAUACUUAGUGUAAGUGUCAGGGCUAAGGGGUGUGGAUAAGGUACAGUUGAAGAUUGUGUGACCAAAACAAGAUCAAGGUUUAUAUUUACCAGUGUCAUUACUCGUACAACAACAAAAACAUGAUGAACCCUCAUUACAUAACAGUUCCUUUGUAACUACAACAUCGUUACUCUAGGCAUCGCCUUGUAGUUACACGUUGGUUAGUAGAACCUUAAUGUAAAGGGUUGCCACCUUUUCUUAAUCACCAUUUCCACAUAUAAGAGGUUGUGAAACAACACAAACCUUCUUACAGGUAAAUAGGAUUUAUUGUCUUUAAUUGUCUCUGUUAAUGACAGUUGGACAGAGAAACUAAAGAGAUAAUAAAAGUGAGACUGGUGCGAACGCCUGCUUUGAGAAGGCCCUUACCAACUCUUCACAAUACUCAUCUCCCUCCAACCCGAACUAAAUAGUGCAUUUGUUGCAAGCCUGUGCACACCCUGUCAAUGGUGCAGUGGUCUGGCUGGGAAGUUCCCAAAGCUGAAACAGUACGGGUGUGAGUCCCGAAGCAAGGCCUACUAAUGGGGUCCAAACAAAGGCAGAUGUCACGGAACUGCCUCGUGACAGACCACCCGAGAGAGUUGCCCCCCCCCUCCAUGCUUGUUUAGCGACUCUAUAUUAAGCAUACAUCUAGUUUGUCCAAAAACUCUCCUUUUGAAAGCCACUUGGAUUGAGUUUUGGGCGAUGCAACUCAGUACCAGAGAACGAAUGGCUCUGUGGUAGUCGUGAGAAAAGGAGAGGGGCUUCUUCUUCCGUGGGCUAUUGGAGCAUUGAACCCACAGGGUGACUCAAGGUGACUUUGAGGCUGCCAAAUGUGCUGAUGAGACAGUGUUUGAGAUAAUGGGAUAUUGGGUUUUACUAAUGAACUAUCAGUGUGCCAUGACAAGGAUGGGAGCCCUCCAACGUGGACAAUUGCCCAAUAUGGAUUACGCUAUGGUUAUGUUGUUUAUAAAGAGACCGUUUCUCGACUGUCGAACAACCCUUGAAGCUCCAAAGUGAAGUCGAAUCUUUCAGCAAACUUCUCUCUCCAAGACUUCUUCGGCAGGAAUUUUCACUUUUGCGUUGGCCAUGCAGUGCCAGACACGUGUGCAUCUGAGGUCAAUCAUUCUGAAAUGAAGUACACAACCCUUCAGCUAGGUUAAUGUCCUGUAUCCAGCCAUGUUGUCCAGGAAGUGUUUGACCCCCCCCCCCCCCCCCCCCCAACUAGUGUCCAACAGACGUUGGGGCGUGGUGCUGGUAAAGAGACUAACACUGCAUACUAAAUGCCUUUUUCCUUCUACCGCACACUUUUUUGGGGGGGUGUUCCAAAUGUACGGAAGGAUAGAGUUCAUCAGCACAGGCCCAUUCUGCGUUUUAGGGUCGGCGUUUGAGGCUGUGCAAGAGAGUGUACGGAUGCACACUUGAAGGGAAAGGUUGUUUUAUGAGGGAAGGAUGACGUAAGGAAUAUCAAACGCUCCUACUCCAACACAGUCUUACUGUUGUACUCAUAAAGGGAAUCCACUCGUUUUUUUCUUUUCAAAUCUCCCAUCAACAUAAGGGUUCAAAGGGAAACGUAGUUCACAAGAGAAUUAAGGCGUGUCAACUGUUUACUGACAGUAGAAGUGAUGUCAAUAUCAGUCAGUAUUCCAUGCUAUCAGCUGUGUAGAUCCUACGACAUGCCUCAGUCAAACUCAAACGAAUAGCGCAGGCACCAUUGAAAAUGGAGACAGACUGGUGUGUAUGUCACGACCCUGGCCCACUCUCUCCUUCAUAGAUGACAUUGACAGACAGUUGAACAAUGGACAGGAGUCCUGAGUAUAUGUAACUUUGAAUUGAUCCUUAAAUUGUCACAUUUUAGAGUUGUUAACUAAACUAGAUUAGUGAUUGCAAUAUUAAAGUGUACAUUUUGUUUAUUUGAGUGAAAGGGAAGAUGUUGCAUACCUUAAAAAUAUGAAAAUCUGGCUGUUUCUACCCACAAUGUUGUAUACAAUUGCUGGUUUUGUAAUGCACUGUAGAGCAGUCCAAUGUUCCUUUUUUAUAGAAAUGUUAUUUCAAUGGUGCAUUCUUUUCAUUUGAUAAUUAAAGUUUUGAU